AUGUUCAGAGUUGGUUCUAUUACAGCUUUAAAGAGGAGCUUCUACUCUUUAAGGAGCCUUUCAUAUUCCAAACGUGCUUAUAACUAUCAGAGCAUUCCAAGAUCCAGAGUCCCAUUUUCAGUUUUGAUCGGUUUGGCAUGCUUAUCUGGAUACUCUUAUUCUACUCUUUCCAGUGAUUCAAAGAAAGAUAUCGAGAAUACUGUUUCUGUUGACAAGUCAAUUGAUCCAUUUCCAACUCAUUUGAAUAACAAGGGAAACUCAUUAUCGAGUUCUGAAUUCCAAUUAUUGGGGUAUGGUGUGAGAAGUGUUACGUUCUUGAACUUCAAAGUCUAUGGAAUCGGUCUAUACAUAGCUAAUGAUGAUAUUAAUAUAGCAAAGAAUGUGUUACACCGUGUUCAAAAUGUCAGCAGUCUUAGUCUAAAGGAUUCCCUUUUGGAUCCUGUUGAGUCAAGUCUAAUUAUUGAACAAUUGAUUGAUGAGGGAGUUAGAUUUGCUGUCAGGAUAUCUCCUGUCAGAAAUACGGACUUCAAUCACUUAAGGGAUGGAUUGAUUAAAUCAAUUUUGGCACAUCCGAAGAGCAAAGAGGUUAGAGAGUCUGUCAGUAGCGGAUUAGACGAAUUAAGAAACGCAUUCAGUGGGCGUAAGGGAUCCGUGCCAAAAAAUCAUGUAUUAUAUUUGGAAUGUCUGCCUUCUAAAAGACUCAAGGUCGCAUAUUUCAAUCCAGAUAAAGACACUGGUGUUAUUAUGGGUACUGUCAAUAACCCUAUUGUUAGUAAGCUUUUAUUUUUGCAGUACUUAAGUGGAAAGAAACCCUUGAGCGAGCCAUUAAGACAAAGCUGCGUUGAUGGUUUUCUUGGUCUCUAA
Molecule: messenger RNA, 864 nt
Organism: Priceomyces carsonii
Lineage: Eukaryota; Fungi; Ascomycota; Pichiomycetes; Serinales; Debaryomycetaceae
Exons: 1
Coding region: 1-864 (287 amino acids)
Molecular function (GO): intramolecular lyase activity
Source: RefSeq, a predicted model, not a curated record